CACCGCAGUUACCGGGUUUUGACAAAUCAAACGCACUCGCUGCUGUGUUUUGUUGUUGUUUUUCAGCGGUGUAUCGUGUUUGGCCUGUCAAAUCGUGUGGCUUUUCCCUGGAAGAGACGAAACUGGGAUAAGAGGGAUGCACAUGACUAAAAAGACAAGGAACACAAUGAGACCACCAUCACAAGCUCAGUCAUCUCAUGUGCGCAGUUUAGUAUUUGAAGGUGUCUACAACAAUGCCCGUAUGCUGCAUUUUCUCACAGCGGUUGUGGGUUCCACCUGUGAUGUGAGAGUGAAAAAUGGAACAGUGUAUGAGGGCAUAUUCAAGACUCUGAGCUCACAGUGUGAGCUGGCUGUGGAUGCUGUUCAUAAGCGCGGUAAUGGAGAUGGAGGAGGAGGAGGUGACGAAGGAGGGGGAGAAAACCAAUCAUCUCUGCCCAGAAUUGAGGAUAUCACUGACACCAUGAUUUUCAGCCCAGCUGAACUAGUCACUAUGACAUGCCGGGAUGUUGACCUCAACUUUGCUGUAAGAGACACGUUCACUGACUCAGCCAUUAGCUCAGCACGGUUGAAUGGGGAGCACAGAGAGAAGGUGCUGCAGAGAUGGGAUGGAGAUGGAAUUGGAGAAAACUUUGAGCUGGAGUCAGACAUUUCAAAUGGCUGGGAUGCUAAUGAGAUGUUCAAGUUUAAUGAGGAGACUUAUGGCGUCAAGUCCACUUAUGACUCCAGCCUCUCCAUGUACACGAUGCCUAUAGAGAGAGGGAACUCUGAGGUUUACAGACAACGAGAAGCACGUGCAGCUCGUUUAGCCAGUGAGAUCGAGGGCAGCCUACAGUACCGCCGGCGGGUUUCUUUAGAGAAUGACGAAGGCAGGUGUGAAGAGGAAAAAUACAGCUCUGUGGUCAGAGAGAGAGAGGACAGGGCCAGUCCUGGAUUCUCUUCCUCCAGCAGAGACGGUAAAUACAUACCUCUUCCACAAAGGGCUCGGGAAAUGGGAUUGUCUGCCAGCAGCAUGAGGGGUGUGUCCAGUGGUCGAAGUACUGCAUCAACAAGCUCCAGACACCCUCCGCCUAGCUCCUCUUCACCCAAACCGUCUGCUGAUGGGAGCAGCCCUCUGUCUGUUAGAACUUCCUUCUCUUCCCAUCAAACUCAGGGCAGCCCACCUGCAGCCAGCAGUCCACCCUGCACCAAUCACAUUCUUCCACAGUCCCUUUCACAUCCACCGGCACUUUCCGACGCAGUUAAUGGAAUCGCCUCGAGAACCUCCCCAAAAUCCCAAAGACUUCAGAGCAGCAGAAAUCUACGAACCCUAAACUCCCAGUCCUCACCUGCAGCUUCUCGUCCUCCAAAACCAGAUGCCCCUCAUCAGGACCUCCCCCAUCUUGGUUCUACCUACCUGGAGUCUACCAUGUCUGCUGACACAACAGCAAGUCCCCCUGCCACCAAACCCCCUGGCCCAACCCCACUCUUCCCUGUGGAUGUAAAUGAAAUUCUUAGCGCAGCAACUAAAGAUCGAUCAGAAAGUCUUUCCAGUCCACAGGAAGGCAAGAGCAGCAGAGUUUCAUCAAUACAGCAGAGGUCCCAGCUGGAGGAACUACGCAAGUUUGGAAAAGAGUUCAGGCUGCAGCCUAGCUCCUCUCCUUCGGCAAGCUCUGCCUCGGCAGAUCCUCUGCAGCACAGCUCUUCACCACAUGCAGACUCUUCAUCUUCUGCCAGCCCACCCAAACCUGCCACCUCUGCUGCAGAAUUGCAACUAUCUACAGAGGCAGCUCUUCCCACCAUUUCUCCUUCUGCCCUGACUCCCCCAGCUCAAGCUGGCCCCCAAUCCUCAGGGUCAGAGAUAGAUCAGCCUGGAGCAAUGCAAUCAACCCUGACCCCAAGCAGCGGCGAGGAGCCCUGUCCACACAGCAGUGAACGGACAGAGGCUGUGACUGCCGCUGUGGUGCAAGUGAAAAACUCUACACUGAAUCCGAACGCAAAGGAAUUUCUACCCAUAAAAGGAAACUCUAUCUUGAAGCCUGCCUCAACCCCCACACCUCCUCGGCCAACUCCCCCAACUCCCUCUGUGGUUCUGCCUCCUCCAGGCCAGCCUGGAGCCCUCUAUAGCAGCCCAGCUGGACACUACCUAUCCUACGUCUCCCCCAUACCCAUCCAGGGACACUCAAUCCAGGCUCCACAAAUGUAUCAGUACACGGUGUCAACCGUUAACCAGGGCAAAUACCCCAGAGCCAAAGGCCCGGUGGUGGGACCCCGGCUGGAUCACCACACGUCCCCAGCCUCCCCCAUGAUUUCAGCUGCAGCGUCAGCAGCGGGACCCCCUCUGGUGGCUUCACCGUACCCACAGUCGUAUUUGCCAUAUGGUCAAGUGAUUCAGGCAAUGCCCCCACACUACCAUGGCCAGCCUGUUUACUCAGUCCUCCAAGGCGGUGCAAGGUUGUUGACUCCUGGAGCCCCUCCUCAGCCGAUGGGUCCCCCUGGUCCUCAAUAUCCUGGUCAGACUGAGGGCCCAGCAGGCCCACCGCAGGCCAUGUAUACCCCUCAGUCAUUCUCGCACCACUCGGGUUCCAUUCAUCCCCCUCAGCCCUCCAGCACCCCCACUGGGAGUCAGCCCCACACUGCACCAAGUCCAGGACACGCCCAGACAAACCAGGGUGGUCCCCAGCCUCAGUCUAUGUUCCACACCGGAGGACUGUCAGCUCACACUCCUCCUAACCUGCCAACGGGCCACAGCUCUCCACAGACCUCCUACACCAUGCAGGGAUAUGGCCUGCCCGCCCACCAGCCUCUCCCACAUGGCUUCCCGUCAAUCAGCCAGCUCGCACAGGCUCAUGUCACAGCAGGUAUGUCGGGACCUCACCAUUCGGCUGGUCAUGGUCAUCCUCCUGUGAUGCUGCAUUAUGGCCCUCCUCAGCAGGGCAGUGGUUCCAACCCUCAGCACGGGCCACCACCCCAACAGGGAGCGCCACAGCACUUCUACAUAGGGCCUCCUCAAGCUGUUCAGGUUCAGCCUCACCCGACCCAGCAACUGUCCUUCCAUCCCUCUGCAAACUGAAACAGCCUCAUCACAUCUGGAUUCAUGCCGGACAACAGCAUUGCUGCCUGAUUGAAUCUCAAACAUUCCACCUCCUCCUGACACAAAAUUAACACAUCCUCAUUUUUUGCCCAGCUCUUUUAGAGAAGCUGUGAGAAACCUGAAAGUUCUCAAAGGAGGAGUUUCAGUCUAAUUCAAACUGAAAGUUUUCAGGAUUUUAAUAUGCGAGUACAGACUGUUUUCAUACAUGGGCAUGAAGCUGAAGACAAACAAGUGACAACUUUAAACUGACUGCAGUAAAAAUUGUAUUUUUUUCUCACGAUUCCACCUCUGACCUUUUACAGACAAAACCAGUUCAUUAAUAAUAAAACCAUUGAAAAAGAAACUGCAA
Betta splendens (Siamese fighting fish) is the source of this 3419-nucleotide messenger RNA. It is a transcript of the gene atxn2l, whose product is annotated as ataxin 2-like. Gene Ontology annotation, biological process: cytoplasmic stress granule assembly. Gene Ontology annotation, cellular component: cytoplasmic stress granule. Lineage: Eukaryota; Metazoa; Chordata; Actinopteri; Anabantiformes; Osphronemidae. The transcript has 23 exons. The record is from RefSeq and is a predicted model, not a curated record. The coding region runs from base 137 to 3049 and encodes 970 amino acids. Gene Ontology annotation, molecular function: RNA binding.